CGCAACACACCCCCCAGCGCGCCUGCUACCUACUCAACGUCCCAAACACAAUGUCUGCGUAUCCGUCUUAUACUAUGGGGGGGCUCUGCCUUUUCGGCGGUCUCAGCGGCUUCGCGCGCAGGCGUUCUAUCCCCUCUCUUGUAGCCGGCGUGGGUGUGGGCGCUUUGUACCUCUGGAGUGCGGAAACCAUUCGAAAAGGAGAGUCAAACGGCCUCGAGGGUGCCCUGGGUGCCUCGGCGCUUCUGCUGCUAUCAUCCCUCCCUCGUGUUGCAAAGGGGCCCGUCCCCGCCGUGCUUGCAGUCACUUCGGCGCUUUCCUCGGUGUACUACGGCAACCUUGUGUACAAGACUCGUGCAUGAACAUGCCCCUCUGAGUAGUUGGCCUGCUUUCGUUCCACUGUUGGGACGGUGUAAAACUAUCGGGUUUCCUUGCUGUAAUUCAUAUGAUUGUGCUUUGCGCGACGUAUUACCGGACCUUGCCCCCCGUGAGAACAGCUCGUGGCCCACCGCAGCCAGGC
Molecule: messenger RNA, 517 nt
Organism: Punctularia strigosozonata HHB-11173 SS5
Lineage: Eukaryota; Fungi; Basidiomycota; Agaricomycetes; Corticiales; Punctulariaceae
Exons: 4
Coding region: 51-359 (102 amino acids)
Cellular component (GO): membrane
Source: RefSeq, a predicted model, not a curated record